Acaromyces ingoldii is the source of this 557-nucleotide messenger RNA. RefSeq lists its product as hypothetical. Lineage: Eukaryota; Fungi; Basidiomycota; Exobasidiomycetes; Exobasidiales; Cryptobasidiaceae. The record is from RefSeq and is a predicted model, not a curated record. Bases 74 to 412 code for a protein of 112 amino acids. The transcript has 2 exons.
AUCCGCAGCUUUCUUCUUCUUCAUUAACCACCACCAGCACCACCACCAGCACAGCUAGAAGCCUACUAUAACAAUGUCGACCAAGUCGCAGACUCUGAUGCACCUGAGCGGCGCUGACCAGCGCGAGGCACCGGGCAAGGCCGACGAGAACCCCAACCCUUCGCACGAGAAGGGCACUGAGAACUCGCACCAGAACCUCGACAGCAAGGACCAAAAGUCGAUUGCCAACAAGCUCGACCAGGCCUCGAAGCAGGAGGACCGCCAGGCCAAGGCCGAGGCUGCCGAGAACAACAAGCCCCCCACGCGUGCGGCAGAGGACCAUGGCAACAAGCCUUCGAGGGGCGCCCAGAUCGACGAGGCGCUCGAGGCCGAGGACCAGGCUACGCUCAGGAAGAAGGGCAUUGAGCCCUGAAGACUUCCAUGCUCUUCUUUGGCACUUUUAUCAUCUCGAGUCGUUCUCUUACUCUCUCACUCUCACAACCUCCUGUAUGACUAGAGCGUCACAAACACAAACACAAACCACAAAGCAUAGACAGAAAGGGAUCACUGCAAUAGGA